AUGCCAGACAAGCUAUCACUCCUAGUGCACGAAGUGGAGCGCUUGAUUACGGCUCCAUAUGCACCCUCGCUCCAAAGCCUUCAUGAUAUUAUUCCGAAUGAGUCCAAUGGGUUGGUUAAUGCCUGGGCUACUCGUAAACCAUGCCAAAUUGGAGCUUUGGUCGAUAUGCUUUUCGACGGGCUAUCUCGGUCUCGUUUCGCUCUGCCGUUACUGAAUGCUUUCGCAUCAGUCUCUUCUUUUUCCGAUGCUCUGCUGCAGCGUUAUCCCACUGCACUUGACCAGUUCCUGGAGAAGGCCCUGGAAAGUGAUGAGUCUGAGUGGAUGGCACUCUGCACUGCCCUUCUUUCUACUCCUCUUCCCCCGAACUUCAUUGCUCCAGCUCGUCUGGCGCAGUUCAUCAUGAGGCUGAUAAACGCAAUGGGGGAGAAUCCAUGUUCAGAAACCAUAUUCCCACUUUAUCAAAUCAUGACCGGCCUGCAACCAGUCCCCGGAGUAUUACUGGAGAUAUCUCCGGAGACAAUGUCGAGCCUUCAGGUAGAGCUCACUAAGACACUACGGAAUCUCGACGACCACAUGGGCAAUCUCCUCUGUCUCGCUACCUUUGCCCGAAUUUCAUCUUCUUGGGACACUAAUGCUGAAAGAGAACACGGACCACAAUUUCCAAUUUGGCUGCAGAAUGUCAAGCAUUUUUUCGGUCAGAAGCGCGGUUUAAAAACUCUGGACCUCGUUAUCCUGCGCGUGAUACUUGCAUGCUCCGCUAGUUGUGACAAUCUGCCACCAAGGAAGGCAGCCGAGAGCAUCCGAUUAGCAAUCGAGAUUUGUGACAGCGUAGAGCAGGGCCAGAAGGACUGCUGGAUUGCGAACAACGCUCCCAAAAUUGCCAAGCUUUGCGAGAAAGUCAACAGGAAUGGUAUUGACUGGCAAGUGCAAAUGAUGGGCCUGACAUUCCUUACCUCACUUCUACCAGACAGCGCGUUGUCACCUGAAAUACCUCGACUUGCUUUGCAAGGCCUUCUUACUCAAGAAAGACAAUCUCAUGAAGCUGUACCCCAAUAUCUUAUUCCACGUUUGGUGAUGGCAAAUGUUAUUCUGUCGGGAAAGCCUGCGAUUUGUGAUCUCAUGAAUCGCACAUUCACAGCAUUGAAAACACUCUGCGAUAACCAUAAUGCAGAUACCGAGUUAAUCGAGUUAUCGAGGUCGGUACUCCUUGGACUUCAGAGCGUGGAACCCCGAAUCUUAAGUUCGGCCAUGGCGACGUACGAUUUAAGAGAGAUCAACCGCACCUUGAACGAAUUAACUGAAACCUUUCCUGAGAAACCAAGUCAUUCGCAAUGCGAGGGUGUCAAUCUCUGCUAUGCCUCGACUUCCAACUCUGCGAAUGAGUUAUUGUUCGACUUAAUCGUGUUUACUUCUCAUAUGUCACUGUUGGGCGCAAUGGGUUCUGAAGCCAACAACCCGACUGGAACGAGCAAUUUGGCAAAUUGUUUACUGAAGGCAAAAACAUUGAUCCCAAAAAACAACUGUAGCUUCUCCGAAUUCAAGUCAUGGGAUUUACGAGUCAAAUUUCCGUUAGCUGGACUCCCAAAAGGAGGUCCCACUUCGAGAGACGAUUGGAGGACUGGGAUAGCAGAGACUCUGAUGCUCAGUUCGCGUAUGACCCAUGACAAUUUAAUCCGGAAAAUGGAGGAGGCCUGCUUCGACCUCGAACAGCGUUGCACUACAAUUGAAGCACCACUUCGAGCAGUUGAAGAUGAGCGUGAUCAGAUUGCUGUGCAGGCUGAACAACUUCAGCAACAGAAAAGCGAGCUGGAACUGCAACUACAGCAAGCUUCUAGCACAAUAUCUGAGCUGCAGCAAGAAAUUUCCCAUCUGGAAAAGCAUGCUCGGUCAACUUCUGCCCGCGUUGAGGAAUUAUCAGCAAGCCUUGAUACUGCGCGAAGGGAGUUGGAAGAUCAGCGUCGCAACUCCCAAGAAACCACCAACAGUGAAAGAGAAAAAGCUCGAACAAGGGAACUAGACCUUCUUGCUUCAAUCACAGAAAAAGCUGAUCAGAUCGAAGAGCUUCAGGAGGAAACACGGAGCUUGCGGGAAGAUAAUGACGCCUUGCGCCAAACACUGGAUACUGUCUCGAAGGAGAAAGGCACUUCUUUGGAGCACACAGCUGCCCUCAAACAGGACGUAGGAAGGCUAGAGGAAUGCGUCGAACACGGCAAGCUACUCCUUGCACAGAAGGAUGAAGAAAUAAGUAGACUUCAGGCAGAUCAAGGACACAUGAACUCGCAGAUGGAAGCCUUACAAAAGAAGUUGGAUGAAGAGUCUGCUCAGGUUCAGGAACUCAAAGCCGCGCUUCGAAAUGCCGAGGAAACGCACAGAACUGAAGUUAGCACACUCAAAAAACAAUAUGAGUCACAGAUCUCGGAAAUAACUGUGGAGUACACUGAGAACAAAGGAGAAAUGAAGGCUCUGCAAGCCGCCAUGCAUGCAGCCGCUUCCAACGCCACAAAAGAAUUGCAAGCAAAAGAAAAACGAAUUCAGCAUCUUGAGAGAAAGGUGCAACAACUACGCGAAGAACGGGCAGUCAAAGCACGCGAAUUUUCAGAAGCCCAGCAACAUAUUGGUCGUCUGAUGAGCGUGAUGGGCUUCAAGCCUGGACCAAAAGAGCCAAAGGCGGCAAGCAAACAGCAGCGCUCCAGGUCAACCCUUGGGCCAUCGGAAGCCGUCACAAUACAACAGCAAACGCCCCAACGGGAUGAAGACCCACAAAGCCAGUCCGAGAAUAUGCUUGGUGAUUCCUUCGCUUCUCCCACACCGCAGCCGGGACGUAGUCCUAAGAGAUUCAGGACCACUGCUGCGGACCAGGAUCUGGGAGAGUCGCUUGCUCAAAGCCAGUCGAGGCCACGUCGUACCAGACAAGCCCUUGGAGAAGCAAACCGGAAUAGGCAGACGAACUCGCUGCGAAGUGGCGCUUCACAGUGUACACCGAAUGCUUCACUCCAAGGGACUCAAGACGGGACUAACUGGGACGAAAACCACUUCCACGACAUUGACCUCGACAUGGACCUGGAGUUUUCGAAGGACUUCAUUUUCACUAGCACUGCCCUCUCCGAGGCGAACGAUCAUAUACCCUGA
Messenger RNA from Aspergillus fischeri NRRL 181, 3129 nucleotides. RefSeq lists its product as uncharacterized. The record is from RefSeq and is a predicted model, not a curated record. The coding region runs from base 1 to 3129 and encodes 1042 amino acids. NCBI's taxonomy places the organism in Eukaryota, Fungi, Ascomycota, Eurotiomycetes, Eurotiales, Aspergillaceae. The transcript is spliced from 9 exons.